CUGAGGCGGAACUCGACGCUUCUAGCUUUCCAUGACGUAGGUGCUGAGCUAUCCUGCAUACCUGAACCACAUAAUUUGUGGAGACGCAGAGGCGUUUGAACUGCAAAGCAUUGCUUCUUCUCCACGUUAUGAAGAUAGACCGUUACGGUAGCUUCUCAGAGUUUAUAAAACAACACGCACACACGAUACCGCUGCAAGGGGAGAUUGUAGUUGUGUUUGACAGCGCCAACUACAAGGGGUUGCACCAACUCGAUUCUCCGAGCCUCCAGACGCUACACAGGUUGACCUGCAGCGAAGUGGUUUUGGUUGACAAUUUCUUUGCCCUACAGGCGUUUCUUGCUGAUUACUUACUAAAGGCCCAAGGGGGCCCGUGCCCCCAGUUGGCGGUGGUGGGGAUGCUUGAGUUGUUCUGUGCGUUUGGUGACGCCAUUUGUGAGGACACGCCCGAAGAGGUUGUGCUUCCAGGGAUGUUUCGAUUUCGAAAGCAGCACUUUAACGCAAAGUCUCUUUUGUUUCUUUUGACCAAACUAAACACGGUGCCAGGUGUGAGGGUGGUGGAGUGUGGGGUAGAGUCAGAGAUGUGCAGUGUGAUGCUACCGCUACUUCCAUUCAAGGAUGGUGCUUGGGCUUUGCAAAACGCUGGGGUGACAAAGGGUAUUACCUUGGGGGAGGUAACGGCUCGCUGUUUUGGACAGUAAAUGACCAAGGGAGAUGGACAGACUUGGGGUGUACCGGGGUGAAUGAUAUCUGAUAGGAUUGUGAGUUCAUUGAUGGCUUAUGAGCAAGAAAUUGACUAAACAUCUGGGCUUUGUUAUGACGUGUCGAAUGCUGACUAAAGAAUCGAGUAGAAUUCUAGGUUAAAGAGUUCAUGAUAAGUGACGGCAAACUUCGUUUGGUCUGGACCUUUUAGCGGAAGGUGUAAAAUUUUCAAAAUUUGGCCCUCCGACACAGUAUUGGAGAUUUU
Messenger RNA from Babjeviella inositovora NRRL Y-12698, 964 nucleotides. RefSeq lists its product as uncharacterized. The coding region runs from base 129 to 698 and encodes 189 amino acids. The transcript has a single exon. The record is from RefSeq and is a predicted model, not a curated record. NCBI's taxonomy places the organism in Eukaryota, Fungi, Ascomycota, Pichiomycetes, Serinales.